Messenger RNA from Heterobasidion irregulare TC 32-1, 1504 nucleotides. RefSeq lists its product as uncharacterized. The record is from RefSeq and is a predicted model, not a curated record. Bases 5 to 1504 code for a protein of 499 amino acids. Gene Ontology annotation, molecular function: protein binding; proteasome binding. Gene Ontology annotation, biological process: DNA replication; DNA synthesis involved in DNA repair. NCBI's taxonomy places the organism in Eukaryota, Fungi, Basidiomycota, Agaricomycetes, Russulales, Bondarzewiaceae. The transcript is spliced from 8 exons.
GAACAUGGUUACCUCUGUGAAACCCAUAUACUUUCAAGUAUCGCAUCGCGGUAACAUCCACCCACUCUCACUCCUCCCAGAUGAGACUCUCGCGGUCCUACAGGCCCGCCUCGAAGAACUCACGUCCGUCCCGCCUCCUCAACAAAAGCUGCUUUACAAGGGCAAGAAGCCUUCUCAUGGAGAGUCCACUACACUGCAGGACGCGGGUUUCAAGGAUGGGAUGAAGGUGCAGCUGCUGGGUGCGACGGCAGAGGAGUUGGGAGGGAUGCAGAAAGCGGAGGACGAACAGAGGCGGCGAGAGAGCAUCAUGCGGGAGCGCGCAGCGAAGGGAACCGUCAAGGUGCGAUCGACUGGUCCAUCCGCGUUCACCUCCGCUCCCUCUGGGCGCUACCGGUUCCACCGCCUCGAGCCGCUUCAGCAUCUGCCCAACCCUGCCUCUGCCCUUGCCACCCUCGAGCGCCUCUCCUCCGACCCCGCCAUCCUGCACGUCAUGAACAAGCACGAGUUCUCCGUCGGACUGCUCACGGAGCUCGCGCCGCACGAGGACCCGCACUUGCUGGGAUUGAACGUGAACGCGGGGCAGGCGAUCAAGCUUCGGCUGCGGACGGACGCGUACGACGGGUUCAGGCCGUAUCUCGAGGUGAGGACGGUGCUGUGCCACGAGUUGACGCACAACAAGUGGGGCGACCACGAUAACAACUUUAAGGAACUGAACUCACAGCUGAAUCGCGAAGUCGUAGCGUUCGAGCGCGCUAAGAAAGAGGGCACGCACACUCUCGUCGACGACCUCGGAGGGUAUGAGCCCUCUUCGGAGCUCGAGGCUGAGGCGCGCACGUACGUCCUUGGCGGGUCCGGGAUAGCACCAUCUGGAAACGAGACGGUGGAGGAUAGGAGGCGGCGGAUGUUGGAAGCAACGAUGAACCGGCUGAGGAAGGAGGAAGAAGAACUAGAGCACAGUUGUGGGACGGCCGCGGGUCCCGCUAUCACCAAAGAGAUGGCACCUUCUACAUCACUCACAACCCAUUCCAAAAGGUCUCACAGUGCAGGCUCCAUGAAACAGUCAAAACUUUCAUUCGUCACAGCCAAGCGCGCAAGUGGUGCUUCCGCUGUCAAAAGCAAACUUAGGACAGCGCCGGGCUUGCGAGCAUCGUCUUCCGGUACUAUCGAGAACUCGGGAUCGGUUGUUCAGGCGCCAAGGGAGAAAUUGGAUCCCGAUGACAAGGACGGGAGGUGGGCAAAGCCGUAUGCUGCGGCAAGUGCAAAGAUGGGCCACUUGCAGCCAGUGCACGCUGAAGGGCAGACGAAAGUGCAUCACAUCCUUCGUGUAUUCGACUUAUCAUAUGAGUAUGGCCCAUGUAUUGGGGUCACUCGCCUUCAGCGAUGGGAGCGUGCCGACGCGCUUGGUCUCAAUCCACCACCCGAGAUUCGGGACAUCCUGCUCACCGAAGAAGGCACCUUGGACAAACAAUUCUCUCAUGACGUUUUCUACGUCGGAGAAGUUUGA